Messenger RNA from Linderina pennispora, 1404 nucleotides. RefSeq lists its product as uncharacterized. The transcript has a single exon. Bases 1 to 1404 code for a protein of 467 amino acids. NCBI's taxonomy places the organism in Eukaryota, Fungi, Kickxellomycota, Kickxellomycetes, Kickxellales, Kickxellaceae. The record is from RefSeq and is a predicted model, not a curated record.
AUGGACUCAUCGGAUUCGGACAGCGACGGCUUUUUCAGCGAUAUUCGCCAGCUACGGCGACAGUUCGGGCUAUCCAGCGCACAGACACCAAAAUUGCCACCAACAGCUGGAGCCUGUGCUGCGCAAAAGCUAGCUGCUGAGCACAAGGGUCUAUCACAAAGAGCACCGACUGAGCAGCAGGCGCCAGUCGAGCCAGAACAGACACCCGCAUCCCACAGCCGCACAGGGCCAACUAGCACCACUCCGCUUCUAUCGCCAUCUCAGCGUAAGCAGCCGAAAACCACAACCCCCUCACGGAUCCCACCAAGGACUCCGCAGUCGCGCGUUGCCAGCCCAUACACCCCACGCAGGUCGACCCAGGUGACACCGGCCAGAAAGCCUUUGGCAGGCGUACCAACGCCGACCAUUGAGAACAGCUCCAAGCGCACUGACAAAGGCAAAGGGACGCCAGUGACGCCAACAGCCUUCCAGCUAUUUGGCGGUCGGCUAGAAGACGGGACGCCAAAGAGCUUUCAGACCAUGCAGUCGCUGUGGGGCCGAGACGACACAGCAGACCCCCUGCUCGCACGAUCAGCUGCUCCACAAAAGACUCCGGCAGGUUCUUCGCGAACAGCUGUCCAUAGCCCAUGGCCCACGCCAACUGCUGGGCGGGGAGGUUUGCAUACUCUUGAGUUUGGCAGCCCCGUGCCAAGAAGGCCACAAGACAGCAGUCCUGGCGGUCUCCUGGGCAGCGUCGAAGAGGCGUUAGUAACAGAUGCCGAUAUCGAUCUGGCAAAGCGCAAGCUGGGCGAGGAGCAGGCAAUUACGCAGCAGCAGAUUCUGAGAGAGAUUCGCGAGCGACUGCUGGGGUUCUCCAAUUCAUCCCCAGAUGCUCUUGGUUCGUCAGUGACUGUGGUCCCGGGAUCGGUGACACUGCUGUGCCAGUUCUAUACGCUCGGGCACGGCCGGCUGGCAUACUCAGAUGAGGGAAUUUUGUGGGCUGGGUCAACACUGGGAAAGAUUGCGACGGUCGCACAGAGCAAUGGCGGUGGGAUUGCAUCGAACAGCGAGAAGGCUGUGCUGUUGUUCCCUUGGCAGCGAGUGACAGGGCUGAGGAGGAAAACGGUUGACGGGCAAGAGCUCGUCUUGAUGACUGUGGACGAUGAUCUGGGGAUUGCUUUCCAGGGGAGCGAGGGGUGGGAGAGCAGGCCUGCAGAAGAGCUGGUGAAACAAAUGAACAAGGCGUUGGAGAAGACGCAGGCGCAGCAAAGAAGUAGCAGCAAGCAGGCCCUGGUUGGGCCGGAGCACCGGGUGUCUGGAGGCAUGGAUGCUGAGGCUCAGAUCAUAGGUGAUCUGCUGGCUCUGUCGCAACAGAUCAGCGGCCCGGAACUCGGCGAGCAGAACAUCAGCAUGGCACUCCGGUGA